AGGUAUGGCUGGUAAAGCAAGGGGGCGAGGGGCAAGCUUUACAUUUGACCUGCAAGCAAUUGGCUUUUCAAGGGGAGAAGCCCUUCCAGAGACUCAAGCACAGCCCAUGCCCAUAUACCCUCAUUCAGACUACAAACCGGCGAGCUUACUACAAGGGGAAGAAUAUGAAUAUUUAUUGUCAUUAAAACAAGAACUACGAGGAAACAUGAAAUAUUUACCGUACUAUAUGGGAAGAGGCGAACAAAGGCCGAGCAUUGACAAAUACAGUCUGAAGUAUCUGCGGGAGGCGGAGAAGAAACGUACUGAUGAGUGGACACCAGAUUGGCAGUUACUUCCAAGAGAAAUGAAAGCUGUCAAGAUGAAGAGGAAGAAAGCAGAUGAAAAAAAGGCCAAAGCAACUAAACCUGGCGCCAAUGUCGAUGUUCUGAAGAAAAUUGAGGAACUAGAAAAAAAAGGGGAUGGCGAAAAAUCUGAUGAAGAAACUGAGGAGAAGAAGAAAGGAGAGGGUGAAGAGGAAGAGGACGUUGAAGUAGAUGUAGAAGAAGAAGAAAAUGAGGAAGAUAAUGACUACAUUGCUUCCUAUUUUGAAGAUGGAGAUGACUUUGGUAACAGUGAUGACAACAUGGAUGAAGCUACCUAUUAA
Messenger RNA from Bufo gargarizans (Asiatic toad), 643 nucleotides. RefSeq names its product RNA polymerase III subunit G (gene POLR3G). The coding region runs from base 5 to 643 and encodes 212 amino acids. The record is from RefSeq and is a predicted model, not a curated record. NCBI's taxonomy places the organism in Eukaryota, Metazoa, Chordata, Amphibia, Anura, Bufonidae. Gene Ontology annotation, cellular component: RNA polymerase III complex. The transcript is spliced from 7 exons. Gene Ontology annotation, biological process: transcription by RNA polymerase III.